AUGGCCUCCCAACUAGGGCCACCGUCGCCGUCGCAGGCGCCGGCGAAGUAUGAUCCAGCGGCCACCACCAUCGCUGCCAUCGGCGACGACCUCCUGCGCGAGAUCUUCCUCCGCCUCCCCACCCUCCCGAGCCUCGUCCGCGCCGCCCUCUCCUGCCGCACCUUCCUCCGCGCCGUCCGUUCGUCCCCCGCCUUCCGCCGCCGCUUCCAGGCGCUCCACCCCCCCCAGCUGCUUGGCUUCUUCAGCAACCCCUUCCGCACCGCCGUCCCUGCUUUCGUUCCCUUGCGAAGUCGCUGCGACCCCGACCUCGCGGCAGCCGUCCGCGGCGCCGAUUUCGCCCUCACCCGCCUACCGGAAGACGGCGACGACUGUCUGUGGGAGAUCAACCACUGCAGCUCUGGCUACGCCAUCCUACAGAACGAGAACUCGGACCAGAUCACUGUCUACAACCCCCUCACGCAGGCGCUGGAGAUCUUCCCCUACCCGCCUCAGGAGGCCUGCAAUCCCCACUAUCUUGAUUUCCGCAUCAUCUUUUCGGGAGAGGACCGGAGGUCGUUCCGCGUGGUAUGUGUUCGUCGCCGCAGACGGCGCCGGCGGACCAUGGUUCGCUUCUCUGUCUUCUCGUCAGACAGCAGGGAGUGGCAGGGUUUCUCGUGGUUGGACACCUCAAUGCCGCAGCCCGGGGUUGAUGGAGGUGAUAAGACCAUGCUCUCGCCUUACACUGCUACGCCGACGGAUGAAUUUGAUAGAUUAGUCUACUGGAAACACAGAAGCCAACCAUAUAUAGUCGUCCUCAAUGCUGCGACGCUGCAGUUAUCUCGAAUCGAUUUGCCGCCACCCUUGAAAGAUAUAGACAACGCACAAUUUAGGCUUGGUCCGACCAAGGAUGGUAAGCUCUCUAUGUUUUUCAUAGAUGAUCAAUUUGCAGACAAAGGAAUGCUCUCUGUUUGGUUUUGGAGAGCCGAUGGUAUUGGUGACGGUGCUGAGAAAUGGGCGCCGCACAAGACUUUCCCACUGGACAAAUUUCUUGAUUUCACCGUGCAUUCAGAAGAGUAUGAUGUCGCAGCGCAGGUUGUGGACGUCAUAGGUGGCUUUUUGUACCUAUGCAUUUAUGAUGGGUCUACCUUGUGCUUCCUAUCCUUCUGCCUGGAAACAGAGAAGGUAAACGAGUUCUUCGAUAAUAGAGUUGACUGCAGUGUCCAGCCCUACAUCAUGGCAUGGCCUCCUUCUUUGGUAUGCAACAAGGAGGAUUCAGAAACCAAAGUUACGAGAGACAGUGUAGUGGAUGAUGAUCAUGUGGGCACAGAAGAAACUCCCUCUGUUAUUCUCACAGCAUUGCAAUCAUAUAAAGAAGCUCUGAUUAAUGGCGAUGGGGCAAAAGUUGCAGAGAUAGAGGCAUUUCUACUUUCUAUCGAGGAUGAGAAGAAUGCUCUUGUGAGAAAAAUCACUACUCUAGAUGCAGAAUUAACAAAUGCGAGAGAUCAUAUCUUGAAGAUAAGUGCCGAAUGCAAUGACCACAGGAGAAGGGCAGAAACAGAUAGGUGA
Triticum aestivum (bread wheat) is the source of this 1545-nucleotide messenger RNA. RefSeq lists its product as uncharacterized. Gene Ontology annotation, molecular function: protein binding. NCBI's taxonomy places the organism in Eukaryota, Viridiplantae, Streptophyta, Magnoliopsida, Poales, Poaceae. The record is from RefSeq and is a predicted model, not a curated record. The coding region runs from base 1 to 1545 and encodes 514 amino acids. The transcript has 2 exons.